UGAGUAAAAAAUCAAUUGUCUUCGCUCGUCAAAUACGUACGUCACCGCAGUUAUCACGGAAAUAUAUCUAUAGACCGCCACGAUACAUAUGUCUUCACAAAACGGGUAAUACCUCAGUGUGUCCUGUACAGUUACAUUUUCACGAACUUAACGUUCGUUACUUGACAAAGUACUGCAAGAUUCGUGGCAUUUGAUCGUCUCGGCCUGGCGGCAUAGCACACCGGUACCGUGAGAGAGUUCCGGCCUGCACGGCCACGCUGGUUACCCUGCCCCAGCAUGAGGUCUCAUGCCUGGAUUGUAGUCAUCCUUAUCCUGGUACAUUUGUCGAGCAUAGAAGGAAAAGGCAAAUGCCCCAAGAGAUUUAAAAAACGCGGAUGUAGGCCUCUAGUGAUACCUAACACCGUCCGCAGCGGCUGCCGGCCUCCCUAUAAAUGUGGAGACGUGUGCCGCUAUGCCUGUGUCCCCGGAUGUGUGAGGCAGCGAGGAGCCACUGUCAGGACGUGUAGAUACGGCCGUUACUGGAUUGGUGGGAAAAGACUGAAGUGUUCAUGCAGUCCCUGUACUAGUGGUCCACCCGUGAUCAGGAAUGCCAACGUUGUUUGGGGCAGUGGCUGCUCGGCACCGUUCACAGCUGGGACAACCUGCAGUUACCAAUGUGACCACGGGCACAGCAAAGUGGGAGGGGCGGAAACAAAGAUGUGUGUCGACGGUGUGUGGAGAGGUUCCAGCCUGGACUGUGACGCCGUUCAAUGUCCGACACUGACCGCCCCAGAAUUUGGAUCGCUGACUCCCCCCGGACCACACUCCUACCCUAACCUGGUCACGUUCAACUGUGAGACGGGAUACGUACUGACCGGCGCUGGUGAUACAACCUGCCAAGCUAACGGAACAUGGAGUAACCUAGUACCAACUUGCACACCGGUCCAAUGUCCGGCUCGGGCGGCCCCAGCUAACGGAGCGGUGCAUCCUCACGGACCGGUCUCCUACCCGAACGGGGUCACCUUCACCUGUAACACGGGAUACGUCAUGAACGGAGCUUCUACUCCGACGUGCCGAGCUGACGGAACAUGGAGUCAUCCCGUUCCAACAUGCACACCGGUCCAAUGUCCGGCUCGGGCAGCCCCAGCUAACGGAGCGGUGAGUCCUACCGGAGCGGUCUCCUACCCGAACGGGGUCACCUUCACCUGCAACUCGGGAUACGUCCUGAACGGUGCUGCUGCUGCGACGUGCCGAGCUGACGGAACAUGGAGUCAUCCUGUUCCAGUAUGCACAGCCGGACCAUGUCCGACGCUAUCGGCCCCAAAUAACGGAGCUCUAAGUCCUCUCGGACCACACGGCUACCAAACCGUGGUUACCUUCACCUGUAACCCGGGAUACGUGCUGAACGGCGUUACUUCUGCGACGUGCCAAGCUGACGGAACAUGGAGUCAUCCUGUUCCAACGUGCACACCGGUCCAAUGUCCGAUUCUAUCGCCUCCAAUUAACGCUCAGAAAAUGUUCCAAUGA
Molecule: messenger RNA, 1506 nt
Organism: Branchiostoma belcheri (Belcher's lancelet)
Lineage: Eukaryota; Metazoa; Chordata; Leptocardii; Amphioxiformes; Branchiostomatidae
Product: P-selectin-like
Exons: 9
Coding region: 277-1506 (409 amino acids)
Biological process (GO): heterophilic cell-cell adhesion; response to cytokine; leukocyte tethering or rolling
Cellular component (GO): external side of plasma membrane
Molecular function (GO): oligosaccharide binding; sialic acid binding
Source: RefSeq, a predicted model, not a curated record